GGCAGGAGCAUGAGAUCUGGAUCUUUUAGGGGAUCCAUAUUGGGGUGACACAUGGGGGAGAAGCAGAUGGGACAAGAGAGGGGGACUCAUAAAGAUGUGACACACGGGGGGGCAGCAGAUGAUGCAAAAGAGGGGGAACCCAUAGUGGGGGUGACAUGGAUCAGUUGGGGCCCGGUAUUGGGGUGACACACGAGGGGCAGCAGAGGAGGUGAAUGGGGCAGAACCUGGAUCGACUGAGCCAGGCUCUAUGUUGGGACAAUACAUGGGGUCGGGGGGGACCCUAUGGGGGGGUUCAUGUGGGGCAGCCUUGGGGCCAAGCAGACUGGAGGGAUCCCACCUCUCCUGUCUCCUUUCUCCAAGAAAGGAGCGUCCCGGCCGGGAUCUAUUUCAAGCCCUGGGCUCCUCCGAGCCAAACUUGAAGAUGCUGCUAUAGUUAGCCCUUGGCACGUCACCCCCCCCCCGGCACCCCCCGGGAGCUCUAUAUAACCCCAGGGGGAUUGGAGCACUCCCCAGCCUGCCCAGCUUCCCCUCCAGCACAGACUUCCCAACAGCUGCGCCCGCCCGCGGAGAGGAGAUGGCACCCAAGAAGGCGAAGAGGAAGGCAGCCGAAGGCAGCUCCAGUGUCUUCUCUAUGUUUGACCAAACCCAAAUCCAGGAGUUCAAAGAGGCCUUCACCGUCAUUGACCAGAACAGAGAUGGCAUCAUCGACAAGGAAGACCUGAGAGACACAUUCGCUGCCAUGGGGCGCCUGAACGUGAAGAACGAGGAGCUGGACGCCAUGAUUAAGGAAGCCAGUGGCCCCAUCAACUUCACCGUCUUCCUCACCAUGUUUGGGGAGAAGCUCAAGGGUGCUGACCCCGAGGACGUGAUCAUGGGGGCGUUCAAGGUCCUGGACAGCGACGCCAAAGGCACCAUCAAGAAGCAGUUCCUGGAAGAACUUCUGACCACCCAGUGCGACAGAUUCACCCCAGAAGAGAUCAAGAACAUGUGGGCAGCUUUUCCUCCAGAUGUGGCCGGCAACGUGGACUACAAGAACAUCUGCUACGUCAUUACACACGGUGAAGACAAAGAGGGGGAGUAAAUCCAUCAGGCCUACCCAAAUUGCCCUGCCCCCCUGACGCAGGGGGCUGGCGCUGUGGGGUCCCAUCCACCCACACCCCCCAGGUUGGGGGCAUCUCCCCCACAUGACGCCAAAUCGGCUUCAGUUUUGGACCCCCAAACUGCAGAUGCCGGUCUUAUUUAUUGUGAUUUUGGGGUGGGGAGCUGGGACCCCACAACCUUGCCCUUCUCCACCCUGCAGCCAGAGUCUUAAGAAACUGAUCAGGACCCGUGACAAGAAUUGAGAAAAAAUGUUUCAAUAAAGAUGAGGAAACCUGUUUUUAACUCU
Chelonia mydas (Green sea turtle) is the source of this 1387-nucleotide messenger RNA. RefSeq names its product myosin light chain, phosphorylatable, fast skeletal muscle (gene MYL11). Bases 575 to 1081 code for a protein of 168 amino acids. Gene Ontology annotation, biological process: skeletal muscle tissue development. Gene Ontology annotation, molecular function: calcium ion binding. The record is from RefSeq and is a predicted model, not a curated record. Gene Ontology annotation, cellular component: cytoplasm. The transcript is spliced from 7 exons. NCBI's taxonomy places the organism in Eukaryota, Metazoa, Chordata, Testudines, Cheloniidae.